This is a messenger RNA of Fonsecaea erecta, 990 nucleotides long. RefSeq lists its product as hypothetical. Gene Ontology annotation, molecular function: NAD+ binding; oxidoreductase activity, acting on the CH-OH group of donors, NAD or NADP as acceptor. The transcript is spliced from 2 exons. Gene Ontology annotation, biological process: fatty acid metabolic process. The coding region runs from base 1 to 990 and encodes 329 amino acids. Lineage: Eukaryota; Fungi; Ascomycota; Eurotiomycetes; Chaetothyriales; Herpotrichiellaceae. The record is from RefSeq and is a predicted model, not a curated record.
AUGGCUUCGUUGUCGAGGUUAUCGUCCAGAGUGAUGGCCUCUUCAAAAUCCCACGUCGCCUCGCAGAGGCUCGCCUCGCUCAACCGCCAAUUCUCGUCCACGCCCGCAUUGGGCUUCGAGGUGAAGAAGCUGGGUGUGGUUGGAGCUGGUCAAAUGGGUCUGGGAAUCGCCCUCGUCGCCGCUCAAAAAGCCCAAGUCCCCGUCACACUGGUGGACACGUCGCAGCAAUCCCUCGAUCGUGGACUCGCAUUCGCAGACAAACUCCUGGCCAAAGACGUGUCGAAGCAGAAGAUCACGGAAGAGAUCGCCAAAGCCACACGCGAGCGGUUAAAGCCGACCACGCAGAUGUCGGACCUGGCGGACGUGGACAUGGUGAUUGAGGCGGUGCCUGAGAAUCCCGCCUUGAAGGAGAAGAUCUUUGCAGAACUGGCUGCGACGUGCCCCCCACACGCCAUCCUGGCCACCAACACGUCGAGCAUCAGCAUUACGAGGAUCGCGCGGGCGACGGCGAAGGAUCCCACAGACACCUCAGCCUCGUCGCGCGUGGUCUCGACGCACUUCAUGAACCCCGUGCCGGUGCAGAAGGGCGUGGAGAUCAUCGCUGGCCUGCAGACCUCCCCGGAGACACUCGCGGCCGCCGUCGCCUUCUGCGAGAAGAUGGGCAAAGUGUGCUCCGUGUCGGCGGACAGCCCGGGCUUCCUGGCCAACCGCAUCCUGAUGCCGUACAUCAACGAGGCGAUCAUCUGCCUGGAAACGGGCGUGGGCAAGAAGGAGGACAUCGACAGUAUCAUGAAGAACGGCACGAACGUGCCCAUGGGCCCACUCACGCUGGCCGACUUCAUUGGCCUGGACACCUGUUUGGCCAUCAUGGAGACGUUACACGCGGGGCUGGGGGACAGCAAGUACAGGCCCAGCGUGCUGUUACGGCAGUACGUGGAUGCGGGCUGGCUGGGCAAGAAGAGCGGGAGGGGUUUCUACGAAUAUAAGUGA